This is a messenger RNA of Aspergillus tubingensis, 387 nucleotides long. RefSeq names its product similar to An14g05765. Bases 1 to 387 code for a protein of 128 amino acids. Lineage: Eukaryota; Fungi; Ascomycota; Eurotiomycetes; Eurotiales; Aspergillaceae. The record is from RefSeq and is a predicted model, not a curated record. The transcript has a single exon.
AUGAGUAUCGGCAAGAUCAUCGGAAAAAUCAUCAUUAUCCCUAUCAUCAUCAUUAUUGCCAUCUGCGUCGGCAUCUACCUCCUCAUCAAGCACCGUCGUGAGCGCAAGCGCGAACGCCGCGAAGAUAAACUCCGCGCCCAGUACUACCGGCAACAGUACCAGCAGCAGUACAUGUAUCCACAUAUGCAAAUGCAAUCACAACAACAGCAGCAGCAGCAGCAGCCGGGCACGCCGGCCCCGCCAUACUAUAAUCAGGCUUAUUCUGCGGGACAGCAGCCUGUGGCGAUGAAUGAAGGGGAAUAUGGAUAUUCUGAGACGAUGAUGAAGAAGCCGGAGCCGGUGGUGUAUCCGGUGCAACAGCAGCAUCCGGGAUCGGAGGUGGUUUAG